Molecule: messenger RNA, 5008 nt
Organism: Coregonus clupeaformis (lake whitefish)
Lineage: Eukaryota; Metazoa; Chordata; Actinopteri; Salmoniformes; Salmonidae
Product: regulator of nonsense transcripts 2-like
Exons: 23
Coding region: 449-4549 (1366 amino acids)
Biological process (GO): nuclear-transcribed mRNA catabolic process, nonsense-mediated decay
Cellular component (GO): exon-exon junction complex; cytoplasm
Molecular function (GO): protein binding; RNA binding
Source: RefSeq, a predicted model, not a curated record
UGUUUUGUCGACACUGGUGGUUAAAAGCUUGUACACUUUGUUACAUUGUUCUAAAAUGAUUGCACGUAGUCGUCGUAAUUUAGCAAUUGUACGGCGAACGGUUCUUACCUAACGUGUGUUCAUUAAGUUAGCAUGUUAUGUUAGGCUAGCUAUACGUGCGUCGUACGUAAGACAAUGUCAACAUAGCUAACGUUACCUUAAUAACACUAUCAAAUAACUGCAAUUUAAGAUGAAAAUAGGUUCAUAACGCACUUUAAUAUAGAUUUAAUUGGCGUGUAGUCAACUUGUUGGGUGGGGUUGUGCAUUUUCUAACGUUACCUAGUUAGUAAGAUAUGGUAGUUCGCGGAGAUUAGAAAAAUAACUAGCUAACUAUUGAAAUGUUCAAUCACUGACAUUUUAAUCUUGUGACGCUAUCACCAAUGGCUGGCUAAAACUUUUAGCAACUCGAAUGCCUGCUGAGGGCAAGAGAUCAUUAAACAUGGAGGAGAAAGAGGUGAGCUCCUUUAGUAACAAGGAGAAAGACAGGGAUGGUGAUAGACGGCCCGCCUCCUCCCGGGAUAAAGUGAAGGAUGAGGCAAAGAUGAGUGGCAAGAAAGAUAUUGGUAAGGCCACAGAGGAAAAGAGGAGGAGACUUGAGGAGGACAAAAGAAAGAAGGAAGAAAAGGAGCGGAAACGGAAAGAGGAGGCGAAACAGAAGGCAGAGGAGGAGCAGAGGAAGAAGGAGGAAGAGGAGAAAAAGCAGCAGGAGGAGCAGGAGAGGAAAGUUCAGGAGGAAGAGGCCAAGAGACAGCGCGAAGAGGAGGCAGCUGAACUCAAGGAGAAGGAGGAGGGCCACCAGCUCCAUCAGGAGGCCUGGGAGCGCCACCAGUGCCGGAAGGAGCUGCGCGUCCGCAACCAGAACGCCCACGAGGGCCGUCCCGAGGAGACCUUCUUUAGCCGCCUUGACUCCAGCUUGAAGAAGAACACGGCCUUCGUCAAGAAGCUGCGCACACUCACCGAGCAGCAGCGCGAAGCCCUCUCCAAUGACUUCGGCUCGCUCAACCUCAGCAAGUACAUCGGCGAGGCAGUGGGCUCGGUGGUGGAGGCCAAGCUGAAGAUCUCUGACGUGGGCUGCGCCGUGCACCUGUGCUCCCUCUUCCACCAGCGCUACGCCGAAUUCGCCCCACUGCUCCUCCAGGCCUGGAAGAGGCACUUUGAGGCGCGCAAGGAGGAGAAGGCGCCCAACGUGAGCAAGCUGCGCACCGACCUGCGCUUCAUCGCAGAGCUCACCAUUGUGGGCCUGUUCACGGACAAGGAGGGCCUGUCGCUCAUCUACGAGCAGCUGAAGAGCAUAAUCGGGACGGACCGCGAGACACACACCCAUGUAUCGGUGGUCAUCAGCUUCUGUAAACACUGCGGGGAUGACAUCGCAGGCCUGGUGCCUCGCAAGGUGAAGGCUGCACGGGAGAAGUUUGGCCUGGCCUUCCCUCCCAGCGAGAUCAUCAACACGGAGAAGCAGCAUCCCUUCCAGAACCUUCUGAGGGAGUACUUCACCUCGCUCACCAAGCACCUGAAAAAGGACCACCGCGAGCUACAGAACAUCGAGAGGCAGAACAGGCGUAUCCUCCACUCCAAAGGGGAGCUGAGUGAGGACAGACACAAGCAGUAUGAGGAGUUUGCCACGUCCUACCAGAAGCUGCUGGCUAACACCCAGUCUCUGGCUGACUUUCUGGAUGAGAACAUGCCAGAUCUUCCACUGGACAAGACUGUGCAGGAAGAGCACGGCCCUGGCAUUGACAUCUUCACCCCUGGGAAGCCCGGAGAGUAUGACCUGGAGGGGGGCAUCUGGGAGGACGAGGACGCCAGGAACUUCUACGAGAACAUGGUGGACCUGAAGGCCUUCGUCCCUGCCAUCCUGUUCAAAGACAACGAGAAGGGCAAGGACAAAGAGGAGGCUGCUGCUAAAGAGGCUAAAGAUGCUGCGGCCACCACAGAGGAGUUGGAGCUGGAGCUCGAGGCUCUAGACAUUGCCGAUGACCCUCUGGAGCUGGAUGGGCCUGACGAGGCAGAGAACGAGGCAGAGCUCGCCAAAAAACUGUUGGACGAGCAAGGUAAAGAUGAAGGGAUCAAGUUAGGGUAUGAAAGAGGUCAGGGAAACAGAGCUAGGGCCCACUCAUGGGUGCUCAGGGCCAAUCAACUAAACAGAGAACAAGAGGAUGAGGAGGCAAGCACCGGGUCCCACCUGAAGCUCAUCGUGGACGCCUUCAUCCAGCAGCUUCCCAACUGUGUCAACAGAGACCUCAUAGACAAGGCUGCCAUGGAUUUCUGCAUGAACAUGAACACCAAGUCAAACAGGAGGAAGCUGGUCCGUGCUCUCUUCACCGUUCCCAGACAAAGGUUGGAUCUGCUGCCCUUUUACUCCCGUCUGGUGGCCACCCUUCACCCCUGCAUGUCAGAUGUGGCGGAUGACCUGUGCUCCAUACUCAAAGGAGACUUCAGGUUCCAUAUCCGGAAGAAGGACCAGAUCAACAUCGAAACGAAAAAUAAAACUGUAAGGUUUAUUGGGGAGCUGGCCAAGUUCAAGCUGUUCUCAAAAACGGACACUCUGCAUUGUCUGAAGAUGCUGCUGUCAGACUUCUCCCAUCACCACAUAGAGAUGGCCUGCACCCUUCUGGAGACCAGUGGACGCUUCCUCUUCAGAUCCCCCGACUCCCACCUGCGGACCAGCGUCCUCCUGGAGCAAAUGAUGCGUAAGAAACAGGCGCAGCACCUGGAUGCUCGCUACGUGACCAUGGUAGAGAAUGCCUACUACUACUGCAACCCCCCGCCCAUGGAGAAGACCGUCAGGAAGAAGAGGCCCCCGCUGCAGGAGUACAUCCGCAAACUGCUCUACAAGGACCUCUCCAAGGUCACCACGGAGAAGGUGUUGAGGCAGAUGCGUAAACUCCCCUGGCAGGACCCAGAGUCUAAAGGCUACCUGAUCUGUUGCAUGGUCAACAUCUGGAACGUCAAGUACAACAGCAUCCACUGUGUGGCCAACCUGCUGGCUGGCCUUGUGGCCUACCAGGAGGACGUGGGCAUCCACGUUGUGGACGGGGUCCUGGAGGACAUCCGCCUGGGAAUGGAGGUGAACCAGCCCAAGUUCAACCAGCGUCGGAUCAGCAGUGCCAAGUUCCUGGGGGAGCUCUACAACUACCGCAUGGUGGAGUCGGCUGUCAUCUUCCGCACCCUCUUCUCCUUCAUCUCGUUCGGGGUGAACCCGGACGGCAGCCCCAGCCCCCUGGACCCCCCCGAGCACCUGUUCCGCAUCCGCUUGGUCUGCACCCUGCUGGACACCUGCGGCCAGUACUUUGACCGCGGCUCCAGCAAGAGGAAGCUGGACUGCUUCCUCAUCUACUUCCAGAGGUAUAUCUGGUGGAAGAAGAGUGUGGAGGUGUGGAGUGCGGAGCACCAGUUCCCCAUCGACAUUGACUACAUGAUCAGUGACACCCUGGAGCUGCUCCGGCCCAAGAUGAGGCUCUGCAUCUCCCUGGAAGACUCCACACGACAGGUCACCGAGCUGGAGAGGGAGUUCCUCGUUAAACUGGGUCUGGCCAUGGAUGGACAGAAGGACGGCCGGCCCUCCAGUGCCAUGGGGAGUGAAGGGGAGGCUCUAGACGAGGAUGACGAUGACGAGGAUGAAGAGGGAGGGGCGGACACAGAGGAACAGUCUGGCAAUGAGAGCGAGAUGAACGAGCCAGAGGAAGAAAAGCUAGCACACAAUCACACCCCCUAUCUAAGAACCUGCUGUGUGUUCCAGGAAGGGUCUGAGAAUGAGGAAGAGGAGCGGGAGGAAGAGGAGGAGGAGAACACUGACUAUCUGACCGACUCCAACAAGGAGAACGAGACGGACGAGGAGAACAAUGAGGUGACCAUCCGUGGUGGCGGUCUGAAGCAUGUGGCAUGUGCUGAGGAUGAGGACUUCAUCCAGGCUCUGGACAAGAUGAUGCUGGAGAACCUGCAGCAGCGGAGCGGGGAGGCGGUGAAGGUGCACCAGUUGGACGUGGCCAUCCCCCUGCAGCUGAAGAGCCAGCUGAAGAAAGGCCCUGGAGGACCCGUCUGCUCUGGAGAGGGAGACGCAGACAUCUCAGACACCAUGCAGUUUGUCAUGCUCACACGCAAGGGCAACAAGCAGCAGUUUAAGAUCCUGAACGUGCCUCUGUCUUCCCACCUGGCUGCCAACCACUUCAACCAGCAGCAGGCAGAGCAGGAGGAGAGGAUGAGGAUGAAGAAGCUCACUCUGGACAUCAACGAGAGACAGGAGCAAGAGGACUACCAAGAAAUGAUGGCGUCUCUGGCCCAGCGGCCCGCUCCUGCCAACACCAACCGGGAGCGGCGCCCGCGCUACCAACACCCCAAAGGGGCACCCAACGCCGACCUCAUCUUCAAGACCGGAGGAAGAAAGCAGGAAACAAAGCAGGAGAGAAAUGAAAGGCACGAAAAGCGUGACAGACAAGAGAGGCAAGAGAGAAAGGACAGAUAUGAGGGCCAGGAGGCUAGGGCCAGCCAGCUCAGCCGGACACGAUACUGACAGACUCAGGCCUGCUUAUGUUGAGACGGGAAAGGGUUAAUGUCUCCCAGCUGUUAAAUGAUGUUUUGUUGGCAUAUGAGUAUUCUCAUCCCCCUUUUUAUUUUUUGCACUGUGAAAAAAAAUAUCAGUUCUGCUUUGCAAGCACUAAAGUGAGUUUUAAUAUUAUUUUUCAUUAAAAGCUGUAAAGAUUGCUUUCUAUUUUUGGAAAUAAAGAUUGCAUUAACUUUCUAUUUUCAUCAGAACAAAAGUAGCUUGUGGUUCUUUGUCCUCCUCUCCUCAUGUUUGUCUUGGAAAAGUGACUAAAGAAUUCAGAAAGGAGAUAUUUAGAUCCAAGUCGACAUAACGCUUCAUAUUGAUGCCUACCUUACAUUUGACAGAUGCUUACAUGAUACACACAAUUAUGUUUUUGACGAAGAACAAAACUUUAUUUUGGAUUGUCACUCACAAUGCAUUUUCUCA